GAGUUAAGGAAUAGUCCAGGUUUGGCCAAGUGAACGUCGAGACAUCAUGCUUUCUGUAGCUCUGCUUUACCUCGUAGCCGUGAUUUGUUCUGCAACAUGGACACAUGCUCUGCCCCUGUACCCUGAAGCCAAUCUGGAUCCACAGCCAGAUUUCAUGCAGAAAUUAGUGUCAGAGGUGGAGGAUGGAGCCAACACUGCUGAGGGGGAGCAGAGAGAAGUGUUUCCUCUGCUGAUGCUACACAAUGGAGGGAGAGACUCCUGGAAUAAAGGGGAAAAAGAUUCAGCACAACAGGAGAAGUUUGUGAACCUGGUCGAGGACUUCAAAGAUGUGGUUUUGAAGCUGGCAGCGGCCGACAAGCUUCGCUCUCAGGGUUUUGUCCGAUCAGAGCAGAGCCUGCCAAAAACCAACAAAAGAGCAUGUUUCUGGAAAUACUGUGUGACCAACUAGAGCACACUGAGAGGACGUUUGGUACGAUUUCAGCUCGGCCUGGUUGGAAACACUCUCACUCUCUUUUGUCAUUUUUGUUUCCCAUCAAACUGUUUAUUUAUCGUCUAUACUGGUUGAACAGAAGAUAUAUUUUUGAAGCUGUAAAAUGGUCUUUUUUUGUGGCUGAAAAUAAACUUGAAUAUGAGAAAUGCCA
Amphiprion ocellaris (clown anemonefish) is the source of this 641-nucleotide messenger RNA. It is a transcript of the gene urp1, whose product is annotated as urotensin-related peptide 1. Gene Ontology annotation, biological process: regulation of blood pressure; blood vessel diameter maintenance. The coding region runs from base 47 to 448 and encodes 133 amino acids. The transcript is spliced from 5 exons. The record is from RefSeq and is a predicted model, not a curated record. Gene Ontology annotation, cellular component: extracellular region. Lineage: Eukaryota; Metazoa; Chordata; Actinopteri; Pomacentridae. Gene Ontology annotation, molecular function: hormone activity.